Messenger RNA from Acanthoscelides obtectus, 5701 nucleotides. NCBI's taxonomy places the organism in Eukaryota, Metazoa, Arthropoda, Insecta, Coleoptera, Chrysomelidae. The record is from the annotation of a GenBank genome assembly.
CCUUGAUCGAUGCAGACAAACAAGUCCCCUAUCUCUCGUCCGUCGCAUAGCAAAAAAAAUGCACCAGCACAUCACUCAAUUUGCUAAAAUGUGUUUAUAUUGUCUGACAUUUGCAGUGCAGUUUGUGUGCAGUAAUUGUGGCUGUAACCUCGUCAUCGUAACUCUCUAUAAUUGUCCCUCUUCCAAUUGAGACAGGAGCGUGCUUUGGACACACAGAACCGUCUCAAGGCAGCGACACACAGUCAUACCACAAACGCUUGCUAUGGUAUGCAUAUACAAGAAAAUUUGGACAGAUUCACUGAGACACCACGCCUCCGCAUUCAAGCCUUACUAGACGGACAUGCCAGGCUUUCGAUUUGCAUUCUAACUCGACUGAGCAGCAUCAGCAGCUUGCCACCCCCACUGCCUCGGCUGCCUCUACAAAGGCUGCCAUCCUGCCUCCGCCACCAUGUCAGUUCUGUCACAACAGCAGCAGCAACUGCAGCUGCAGCAACAACAGUACUGCCUACGUUGGAACAACCAUCGUACUAACCUGCUCGCUUGCUUCGAAGACCUUCUACACAACGAGGACUUCACCGACGUGACGCUUGUUUGCGACGGUGGUGCCCCCGUCAAGUGCCAUCGCAUGGUCUUAGCAGCUUGCUCACCUUAUUUCCAGCACCUUUUCACUGACUUGCCAUGUAAACAUCCUGUUGUCGUGCUCAAAGAUGUCAAAUAUGCAGAAAUCAAAGCUAUACUGGAGUACAUGUAUAAAGGAGAGGUUAAUGUAGCUCAAGACCAAUUAGCCGCCUUGCUCAAAGUCGCCGAGGAUCUCAAAGUCAAAGGCCUGGUGGAGGAAACUCGAGCCAACAACAACAGCAAUAGUAACACCAGCGGGGGCAGUGGAGAUGGAAGCCCUGCCUCCUCGACUCCCAGGCACCACCAUCACGAUCAAGACCGUCUCUCCUCCCAUUCACCCUUAGGCGCGGUGUCCACCUCCACCGCAGGCCACAACGCUGUUCAUAGUAGCAGUAGUGGGGCUGGCAGCCCACCACCCGCUCAACAUGCCACCAGCGCCAUCUACAAGAACCCCUAUAGUAUGUACGGUAGUAAGACACAGGAACACAAUCGCAUCCCGAACGUCCCUUUAUGGGCGGUACCCGGCCUGCCCCUACCCCCUCAUCCGUCAGUGCCUGGUACCUCCCCCCAUCACCCCACAGCCUCCGUUAUGUAUGACCCCUCAGAUUCGCCCCUAAAACGCAAGAAGCUCAGCGGUCUGCUGAUGAGUCGUGACACACCCAUCUUGAGAACCGUUUUGGGGGCAGGACAACAGGAGGACACUAGGGGACUGCACCAUCCACCGCAAGAUAGGCCUGUCAGUCUCGUGUGCCCACCUGACAGCGAUGGGAGUGGAGGAGAAGAUAGACUUAAGCAUAUGAAAAAUGAGCCAUCCGAAGAUGCCCAGUCACCGUACACGGAUUUCACACCCAUGACAGAUGACGAAGAGAAGUCAAAGCUAGCCAUCCCUUCUUCAUCCCCUCAAUCGUUCGGCCAGGAAAUGCGAACGGGUACAGGAGUUAAUGGAGGGGGUAUCGCCACCUAUGUUCCCGCACAGAAGCCAGAAUGGAAGAGGUACAAGCAAUACACCAGGAAUGACAUCAUGUCUGCCAUCGAAGCUGUGCGGAAUGGGAUGUCUGCCCUGCAGGCUGCUAGAAAGUAUGGAGUGCCAUCAAGGACAUUGUACGAUAAGGUGAAAAAGCUAGGCAUCACGACGAGCCGACCUUUCAAACGAGGCACGAACGGUAGCAGUCCCUGUUUCCCCUACGCUAGUGGCUCCCCCUAUGACGGCGGAUUGGGUGACGAUGGUCCUGUCACCCCUCACCACAACAACAAUAACAGUAGUCCGGCGGCAUUGGCACUAGAGGGAGCUGCGUUCCUACAGCAUGCCUUGGACAGGGGAGCAGUCGGAGCUGAAGAAAGGGAGACUUUGGUAGCCAUGGCGGCGGCUGCAGCGAUGCACAGUAUGGGGAGACCUCCAAGUAGCCCCAGCCCUACGUCUAUGAAGUAUCGGCCUGCCAGCCUUACGCCUUCACCAGCACCAGGAAGCGACCACCAUAACAGCCAUAGCGAAACAAACGGUAGCUCAGAACGCGACGAUCACAAUGACCAUGAUGCAGAUGCUGAUGAUGAAGACCAAGUUGAAGACCUCUCCAUCAACAGAAGCCACAAAGAGGAGUCUCCCGCACGUAGAAUCAUCAUGCCACCUAUGAGCCAGGUGGCAGCCAUCAUUAAAAAAGAACACGAAAUGAUGAUGGAGGGUGUGCAAGAACAGGAGUGCCGAAGAGAGGUGAACGUCAAAGAUUAAGUUAAAGGAAAUUUGGGGUGAAGUGAACCCAAGUUGUCGAUACACCUGUAACCCCAUCAAGCCGUUUAUUAUGAAAGAAACACAGCUGAACAUAGUUUUAAACCAGUGUUAAGUUUUAUUCUAUAUAUUUUAUGUGCAAACCUGAGAAACGUAAGAAAAAUAGGUCGCGAAUGUAAAAGGAUCGUGGACUGAGUUCAGUGCAAUAUCUAUAUCUGUGGUUGUCUGCCCGUACUCACUUGUUUAGGCUGUAAGGUUUAUCGUUAGUUUUAGGAAAUCGUUAAAGUCCAAGCGGAUUAGGUUCAAUUUCUUCUAAAUAUUUUUCUUUAGGCAAUCGAAAUUUCAAUUGGCACAACUUCGCACAUAACAAUGUGUAAGCAGAUGUGUUGACGCAUACAUUUUCAUCAAAUUCUGAACAAGGGCAGAGAAUAGCAAAGCUUGCUGCAAUUGGAUUACAGAUUAAAAAAAUGUCCUUGUCGUACAGACUCAUAUCAACAUGCCGAUUAACGAGGAUGCUCUGAAGUCGUUUCUUUAGAAAUAUCUAGUAAAACCAUAAUCCGCUUGGUCUAAAGUGUAGAUCGGGAAAUUGCUGGAUAGGAAAGUUGAUCUUGGAUGUCUUUUAUCUACAUCGUUUACUUAAUAUUUUCGUUACAAUAAUGUAAUUUUGCAUUUUGCUAUAAUGGGGUUUUCUACGUAAAUUAUGUUAGGGUGCAUGGACAAAUCUUGAUAACAAUAUUUCGCGCCUCGGAAAUUUUGGGAUUAAAAUUGACCAUGUGUACCUAAUUUUUGAAAUAUUCUUUCCUAUACAUCCUAAUUUCCUCGUCUACCAGAGUUAGCCUUAUACGAAAAAUUCGAGUGCCUGCCACGAAGAAAUAGCUGCUUGCCGCAGGACCAGCUCACUAUUUUUGCUACAAGCAUCCUUACGACUAGCUGGGGAUGCAACUCAUAAGACUGAUAGAUUAUAUGACGCGUUUUAUUAUGAGACUGAUAAAGAUAGAGCAAAUUUUAUGGUCCGAACGCAAGCAAAAAAUUAAUACAACAGACGUUGAGAAUCGCAAAACAUAUUUUAGCUUCCGUUACUUUCCUGCAUGUCGAAAGAGGGAUGAUACCAAAAAACAUAAUUUAACUUUUAGGAUCUACUAUGGUUGCCCAAAUUAUGUGAAUCGUUUUUACUUUGAAAGAAUAUAAGAAGGGUCAUGGAACCCCCACUUGUUUCUUGCUGUUAACAUUUGGAGGAGUAAGGACAAGCUCAUCUACUGUGACUCGGACUCCAAACCUGAUCAAGAAACUGUUGCUCGAAAUGCCAACAAAAAACCAAUGCUAUUACUCUUUACUUACACACUUUUAAUAUAUCAUUAGUAAAAUGCACCUUUAGAGUACAAAAAUAUGUAAAAAGCUAAGUUAUUUAUUUCAAUUUUAAGUAUAUUUUCGUAUGUUACAUUUAUUUUGUCGUAUUAUGAUUUCUUCAACAAAAGGUUCUUAUAUGGAAGUUUAAAAGUCUAAUAUCGUGUUCUAGCACACUAGACUUUUUGAUAAAGAAUCACAUUCCUGUUCAAGUCGCUUUUGAAUACCUACCAUAAAAAUUCGUGUCCCCACAACUUUAUUUCUUCAUAGAUAUAACCAAUUAACGCGGAGCUAAAAUAUUUAUGCAAUUCUCGAACGUUGUCCACCAGUGUUAUCUUUAAAAAGAUGUAAAUAGUUAUCGUAGGGCUGCAAGUCCAUAAUACUAGAUGAGAGGUGAAACUUAAUGUUUUCGCAUGUAUAUUAUCGGUUGAAAAUAAGUUAGAAGUGUUUGGUGUAAGGCAUUAUAGAGUAUCUGGAUUGUAAAAAUUUUAAAUUCAUAGUUAAGGUAACAAUUCUUUGUGGGUAACAAGCAUGGGAAAAUAUUGCCAAAAAUUUGGAUUAGUUAUGCUGAAGAUUUUUAACUUAUUAGCACUCUCAAAACAUUGUGUCUACCGCUCUAUAAUUCAUAAAGUUUUUGCGGUGUAAAAGUGGUUUAAAAAUAUAAAUAUAUUCGGAUAUAGGCUCAACGUUUGGUCUAAAUGAUAAUGUAGGUUAUUAACAAAAUUAAGAAAAUAUUCACGUGAAUGUCAUAAUACUUAUGUGUUGCGAAAGAAAAUAUGUUUGAAUUACUCUAGACGCCAACUGUCAACGUAUACUCAAGUAUCAGUUCAAAGAUGUGCCGCGUUAGCAGUGGUAUACAAUGUGUUAUUCCGUUUUUGAUAGCGGACUAUAUAGUCACGUCAUAUUGAGGUGAUUUUUGGCGCUAACGUACAUUUGUUACUGCAUAUAAUUUUGACAAGUGAAAUAUUUCUUAAAUUUGCGAUGUAUUAGAGUGUUCCUGGAUUUUUGCACUGUUGAUACAUAGAGUAAAUUUUAACUGUAAUCAGCUGCUCACUAAGCAAGAGCAAUAAGGUGACAAGCAUUUAUUAGUUCACAUAAUAUAGUAAUAUACAGUUUUUUAAAGUGUUGCACAUGCCAUAUUUGUCUUAAGAGUGGCCAUUUUAUAGCCAUAGCUGUGAUUUUUCCUAGACUGAAUACACAUAACAUUUCUCUUUAAUACGCAUAGGUUCAAUAGCUCACCCAUUAUGUUCCUCGUUUGAGUUCAAAUUUGACAACAAUGAUAAUGUUUCACUGGUUCUACAUCACUUCUGUAUCUUAACCGCCUUUAAAAAGUAUACUCUAACUAACACGACCUUUAGUCCACAAAUUGAGCAGAAUACCUCGAAACGAAUGAAAUUCCGUAAGUAUAUAGUAUGGUAUAUCCUCAUAAUCAGUCGUUCAAUACUUUAGCAGGGUGCAAUAGAUAUGUUUUUGCUGUAUUCACACUAGUGAGUAUAAUGGGAUUUUUAGGAAGACUGAUGUUUAACCUUUGUUUUCUUAACGAGAAGUUUGUCCAAAUGAUGCUAAAAACAUCAAUAGAAGUUGAAUUUUCAGCUUCAUAUGUAAAACCUAAGAAACUGAACAAGCAGUAUAUGUCGAUAGUAUCUCCAUAUGAACAAUUAAUUUUUAACUAAACGCGGACCAAUUUUCUAAGAUGUGCCUUUUAAUCUAUAGAAAAAAUAUAUUUCAACAUUCCAUUAGAAUUAUCAUUCAAAAUCGACAAUUCUUUGCGAACUUUUUGAAAAGAUUGAAACACUUGUCCGUAAAAGUUGUGUUAGCUACUUUUGCCAUUUUGUUUAAGACUGAUUACUAUUUGUUUAUUGUUAUCUAAGUAUUUUUUAGAGUUUUGUUAUGCCUCCUAUAUCGUAAUUAAGUUUAAAGAUCUCUUUUUACCUACAUACAGCCCAAAGUGCUAAACAUCUACCUCACGAAUAUCAUUAUUCUAAAUAUUAUUCAAUUGUAUAUAAUAUUUUUAUU